ACCAGUGACCAGACACGCACACACACACACACGAGUUUGAAGCUGGCCAACCGCUAACUCUGAAAAAGAAGUUCUGUUGGGGAGUCUUUGUCUGAAAGCGUUUUUUGUUUGCUUACUCAAUCCUCUUUUAGUUUAGCCUUAGCCAUUGCAGUUAGUUCAAACUCAUACCUUACUCUCUCUUUCUCUCUCCACCAACUUCACCUUUUUUCUUUCCUUUCUCUUUUUUUUUUUUAUGGUGGGAAGAGUUUGUUUUCUGACCAUGAAAAGAUUAUCAUCCUCUUCAAAAAGGGUAGUGAACAAUGUGGUUAGAGGGGAGAUAGAGUGGGAGCUCAGGCCUGGUGGCAUGCUUGUUCAAAAGAGGAACGUGGGGGAUGUUUCUUCCGGACCCAUGAUCAAGAUCAAAGUUUCUCACGGUUCCUAUCACCAUGACAUCACCGUGCCUGCUCAAUCCACUUUUGGGGAUUUGAAAAGGGUUCUUGCACAAGAAACUGGCUUGGAGCCCAAGGAGCAGAGGCUGCUGUUCCAAGGGAAAGAAAAGGAUGACGAGGAAUGUUUGCAUAUGGUUGGAGUAAAAGAUAUGUCAAAGGUGGUACUUUUAGAGGACCCAGCUAGCAAAGAGAGGAAGCUAGACGAGAUGAAGAGAAACCAAAGUAUCCUAAAAGCCUAUGAAGAGGUUGCUAAGGUCAGAGCAGAGGUUGAUAAACUCUCUGAGAAGGUUAUUGCUUUGGAGGCAAUUGUUCGUGGAGGUACCAAGGUUUCAGAAAAGAAAUUCCUUGUCUUGACAGAGUUGCUUAUGGUGCAAUUGCUCCAAUUGGAUACAAUUGAGGCUAAUGGAGAAGCCAAAGUUCAGAGGAAGGUUGAGGUUCGUCACGUCCAAGGUCUUGUGGACACCCUAGACAAUUUGAAGGCUAGAAACUCUAAUCCCUUCAGCAGUAGUUGCAAUGCAGUGUCAGUGACUACCAAAUGGGAGGCAUUUGAGUCGGGGGUAGGAAGCCUGACUGCCCCAGCCCCGUUACCAUCCUCUACAAGAAUAACUCAAGAUUGGGAAGUAUUUGACUAAGCAGAAGUUCACAUCUAUCCGUCAGUAAUGUUCAAACCCGGAACAAAGCCUGUAUGCUGUUAUAGGACCGAACCUGCAAUCUUAGUACAGUUUUAUAUGCUCCUUCUGGUUGUGAAUAGCUGUUCUUUUUUUUUUAAGUACAAACAGAUGGGGAGGCUUCUUCUUGAGUCAUGGUAAGAUUGUACAUCAAUUGUCUUUGUUUUGGUAGAUAAUUAAGAUGUAUCUCCUGCAUGCCCCGUUUGCUUCACUGUUGGUAUCUUUAAUCAAUGCUAGGUGAAGCAGGACAUAUUAACCUCAUUUCCGUUGCACUCCUCUCUGUAAGUUUCCCGUUCUAGAAUCAGUGAAUUACCUGUUUUAAUGAACUAAGAAUUUGGGAAGAGCCAUUUUUUUCU
Molecule: messenger RNA, 1452 nt
Organism: Theobroma cacao (cacao)
Lineage: Eukaryota; Viridiplantae; Streptophyta; Magnoliopsida; Malvales; Malvaceae
Product: BAG family molecular chaperone regulator 4-like
Biological process (GO): protein stabilization
Cellular component (GO): cytoplasm
Molecular function (GO): protein-folding chaperone binding; adenyl-nucleotide exchange factor activity
Source: RefSeq, a predicted model, not a curated record